This is a messenger RNA of Melitaea cinxia (Glanville fritillary), 839 nucleotides long. RefSeq lists its product as uncharacterized. The coding region runs from base 47 to 769 and encodes 240 amino acids. The transcript has 2 exons. Lineage: Eukaryota; Metazoa; Arthropoda; Insecta; Lepidoptera; Nymphalidae. The record is from RefSeq and is a predicted model, not a curated record.
CACUUUGACAUACUACUAAAAAAAAGAAACCAUAACAACAACAAAUAUGGCGAGUGAUUUAGAUGAUUUAGUACAAAAUAUUGAAAACAUUAAGUCUACAGUUAGAAAAUCAUUUGCUCAUAUAUAUGCGACUUUAAAAGCGAGAGAAUUAAAAACAUUAAGGCAGCUCGAUGUUAUUCGAAAACAAUGCAAGGAUAACAAAGAAUUGGAGAGGAAUUGUGUUCAGAAUAUUAAAGUAUGCUAUGAUAACGAGUCCACUUUAUUAGAUUAUAUAUCAAACUACGGCGUGAUUGAUUUUGAGAAACUUAAUUUUGAUAGUAGUACUUUUAUACUAGAGGAUUACAUCAGUCCAAACGACGAUCAUAUGUAUUCAUACAAAACAAUUGAAGAAUUAACUGAGAAAGAAAAUAUAGAAGAAUUAGAAGCUAUUGAAGAGGCAGCUUUAAAACAAAUAACUGAAACUGAAGAUUGCGUCUGCAUUGUGAAUGUUCAGUCUGAAGAUGUCUCGAAAAAGUUUCGAGACAGAGAUACAAAUAUAAAUCCUGUAAAUGUAACUGAAAUCCCUUUUAACGACAGUGAAGAACAGAAAGAAAACAAUGACAUUGAUUUAUUAGAAAAUGCUUUAGAAGAAAUAAAAGAAUGUUCCGACGAAGAAGUUAAGAAAAUUAAUCCCACAGAUGACUGGCUAAAUUCUAUUAAAAAUCAAACAGAGACUGAACCUUCACAAGUUACCGAUGUAAUGGAGCACAGUACUAUAGCUUGCUCUUAACAUGAAUUAUAUUAUCAUUUUAUUUUGUUACUUAAAGUGCAUUUAAUAAACUUUUUUAUUUUAUCUAAAA